Molecule: messenger RNA, 4117 nt
Organism: Aegilops tauschii subsp. strangulata
Lineage: Eukaryota; Viridiplantae; Streptophyta; Magnoliopsida; Poales; Poaceae
Cellular component (GO): membrane
Source: RefSeq, a predicted model, not a curated record
UCAAAUUUGUCAAAUUUGCCUUAAAAACAUGCCGAUCUCUGUCCCUGUGGCAGCCUGGUACUUGAAUGGCAUUAUAUCAGCUUGUCAUGCACGUGGCACUUAUAUAAAGUAAAUCUACCACGAUUCUCGCUGCCUCGCUGGAUACUACACAGUCAGUGUCACAGAGCACCCCAACAAACCUCUGCGCGGUAGUAGUACUCAAUAGUAGUAUUAAAACAACUAGAAGAGGCAAGUCUUCAGGUCCAAGUCAACUAAAAGAACAAAGACAAGUCUGUGUUCACACAUCACACACCUGUUGUAGCACUGAAAUUGAAUUGAAAUAGCAAUAAACUUUCAGCCACCGCAGUCCAAGAAUUGCAAAACUUUUUGUAUAUCCUCAAGGUUCAGUUAAGAUUAAAAAGAUAGAUAGAAAGAGCAGAGGAAAGAGCCAGGAGGGAACAUGCUCCCUUAAAAAGAAACUAUAAUAUACUCAUCAGAUGGAAAGACAUGAGGGAUAACGACCGGCUCUGGAAAACUGUCUUGGACGUUUGUGCUACUGUACUACUGCAAGUUAUCCUAUUGCAAUUCGGUAGGCAUGAAUGUAGUAAAUAUGUUUAUUUUUUGUACUAGUAAAUAUGCUGUAAUCUGAUUAUCUGAACUCAGCACACAUUUUGCCCACAUAAGUUUCUGCUGCUCCAAAUUAGGUAGGAGUGUAGUAAAUAUGCUGUAUGAAACUAGGACUCACUAGGAGUAGACUGCAGAAAAGGACUGCUGCGCUUUUAUGGCCACAACGGCGAAGCUUCGGCCAUUUGAAACAGUCCACGUUUUCGGCCAUGGGGAUAUUUCUUCAUCUUGCCCACUCCCCCCUUCCUGUGCAGUGGAACUGUGGAACACUCGACAAAGAUCAGCGCCGUUUACUAGUUCACCUCAAUCUUGCAAACCCACAUGAGCUACAAUCUUUAGAGAGAAGCUAGAGAUUCACAAAGGAGUCUCAGACCCAUGGCGGAUUCCGGGGAGCAGAACGGCAAUGGCCAUGCCCCUGCAGCUGCCGGCAACACUCCCGUCGAGCCGCAGCAGCAGCAGCCAGCCGGCGCCGACGAGGCCGAGCUCGUGUGGAAGCUGAGGAAGUACCUGGUGCUGAUGGCCAUCCUCGUGGCGGCCAUCACGUUCCAGGCGGGGCUGGCCCCGCCGGGCGGCGUCUGGCAGGAGAGCAAGAAGGGCCGCGUCGCCAGCGACAUCGUGAUGAGGUCCAGCUACCCCAGGCGGUACCACGUCUUCUUCUACUGCAACACGACGGCGUUCGGGGCCUCGCUCAUGGUGCUCAUACUGCUGCUGGUGAGGAAGGUGAGCCGGAAUCCGGUCUGGCUCCGCGCGCUUCAGUUCGCCAUGAUCCUGGGCUUGCUGGGGCUCAUGGGGGCCUACGCCGCUGGGAGCUGCAGGGAGGUGAGGACCUCUGUUUACAUCUGGGUGUUACUCCUUGGCAUCUUCGCCUAUGUCACACUCCAUGUGGUGUUCUUCAAGCACCUGGCACCUGAGCGGCUGCGAAAAUUUCUAUCCGGUGUCAAGAAACGUUGGAAGGGAACUCUGGGGCACAUUUUCACGUCAUCAAAACCAGAUGAGAAAAAGGCUUCAAAUGCAGAGAGGGUAGCCGAUGAGGGGGUGAAUUCAAUCAAGAUAGAAGAACCUGAAAGAAAUGGCAGCUCCGAGCAGGUUCUUGCAGCAGCAGCAGCAGAAGAAGAAGAAGAGAAGAAGAAAAAGGAGAAAGAGGCUGCAGACAAGAAGAGAGAGGAAGAAGUGGAACAUCUUGAAAGAAAUCGCAGCUCCUUGCUGGUUCUUGCCACACUGGCAGCAACCGUGACUUAUGUCGCAGGGCUAAGUCCUCCAGGUGGCUUCUUGUCUGAUGAUAACAAUAACCACAUUCCUGGUGACCCUGUGCUGCGAGAUCACUACCCACGCCGAUUCAAGGCCUUCUUCUAUUGCAAUGCCACUGCUUUUGCUGGAUCACUCGUCAUCAUCAUCAUGCUCCUCAGUCAAACAGCGUUGGAUCAUGUUGUCAAGUCAAAUGCUCUGCGGAUGUGUGUGCUAGUUAGCCUCUUUGGGCUUAUGGGGGCAUAUGCUGCCGGAAGUUGCAGGGAGGUCCAUACAUCUAUCUAUGUCUUUGCACUUGUUGGCGCAGUCUUUCUCUACAUCAUCAUUAAGUUUAUUGGACCUGCUGUCCCCAAGCCAGGGUGUGUAGGAAACACCAUCACAUGUCUGGAAGAGAAGUGGGAUAAACUGCUUAAGAAGCUGAAAGAUUUCUUCAUGACCCCGCCGGAACCUGACGAACAGACUCAAUCAAAAAAUGGCGACAUUCCAAACCCUGAUGGUGCUGAUAAGGAUAAGGAUGGUCUACAGAAGUUGCGCACAUACCUUCUAUUGCUUGGCAUCCUUGCUGCCACAGUCACCUACCAAGCUGGGCUGAAUCCACCAGGAGGCUUUUGGACAGAUAGUAGUGAUGAGCAUACUGCUGGUGAUCCAAUUUUGGAGGUCAUCAGUCCCAAGCGCUACAAGGCAUUCUUCUAUUGCAACGCCACAGCAUUCGUAGCCUCUUUGGUCAUCAUCAUCCUGCUCCAGAGUCAGCAGAUUACCCUUCAUGCCAUGAAGCGUAAUGUACUGCAAACAGCGAUGGCAGUGGUUCUCUUUGGUCUCAUGGGAGCCUAUGUUGCUGGAAGCAGCAGGAAGUUCUCAACAUCCAUUUAUGUGUUCAUCCUAGUCCUCCUGGUUUUUGCCUAUGUGGCACUUCACACUAUAUAUGUACCUCGCAUUCUCAAGGCACCAGUGGAGAAGAUAAUACAGGAUAUAGAGGCAUCCAUGCGAGAAUGCUCCCAAACUCUUGGUUCUUCUGAACUUGCUACCGAAGAAAAAGAUUUGCAGAAGAGGCGCAAGUUUCUGAUGUUGCUCGCAAUUCUAGCAGCUUCUAUCACAUACCAAACUGGCAUAAGCCCACCAGGUGGCUUUUGGACUGACAACAACGGCCACCAAGCAGGUAACUCAGUGUUUCGUGACGAGUUCCGAAACCGUUAUAGGGUGUUCUUCUACUUCAAUGCCACUGCUUUCAUGGCGUCCCUGGCUGUUAUUAUGUUGCUUGUUAGCAAGAGGCUAUGCGACAGAGGUCUGAAGUGCUAUGCCCUGCGUGCAUGUGUACUGGUUGAUCUGAUCAGCCUCAUGGGUGCUUUUGCCGCCGGAAGCUGCAGAAAAGUGUCAACAUCUGCCUAUGUCAUUCUUGUCAUUGUUGCUGUGUUUGUUUAUGUCAUGAUUCAAGUCAUGGUUCUAGUAUAUGCAAAAGACAAGGUGAAUAAACUGAUGGUGCGGAUGUUCAAAGGACAAAUGGCCAGCUAUAGAAUUUUAGAGCACCAAGAUACAUCUAAGGAUCGCAAGAGAAGCACACGGGAGCACAAAUGGCGCAAAGAUUUAAUGAUGAUUGGGACUCUUGCAAUCACUGUCACAUACCAAGCCGGUCUGCUCCCGCCAGGAGGAGUUUGGCCUGAUGACCGGGAUGGCCAUUUUGCAGGUGACCCAAUCCUCCAUGAUACCAACUUAACACGGUACAAGGUAUUCUUCUACUGCAACGCCACAGCAUUCAUGGCCUCAAUGGUCAUGGUCAGCCUCCUACUGAACAACACAAUAAGCAAGUACAAGAGAUCUCUUCUUGUUAUGAAGACGGCAAUGGUAUUGGGAUUGCUUGGUUUACUUGGGGCAUAUGCUGCGGGCAGCUGCAGGAAGUUUAAGACAUCUGCGUACAUUUUUGCACUCAUCAUUGCCGUGAUCAUCUACAUCGUCAUUCAUGUCUUAUUGUCAUUUGACGAAGUGGCAAGGUUAGUGAAGGAGAAGUGGGAAAAGUGGGUGGGAUGUCUGAAAAAUUGCUUUGGUUGCAACUGAUUCAAGCAAUCAACCAUCUGAUGGAGAACCAGGACAAAGUCCUCUGCCUGUGUAAGAGUAGUCUCAGUUGUGGCAUUUGUUCAGUCUAUCAUGAGAUAGACACAACCUCCAAAGUUGUAAUUUGUGUUUUAUUCUUGCUCAAGGCCAUCAUGUAGUAUUAUUUGGUGCAUUCUUUGAAUGUGAGCAAAAGAUAAUACAGAUGACGACUGUGAGGUGUGGA